This is a messenger RNA of Lobosporangium transversale, 744 nucleotides long. RefSeq lists its product as hypothetical. Lineage: Eukaryota; Fungi; Mortierellomycota; Mortierellomycetes; Mortierellales; Mortierellaceae. The transcript has a single exon. The record is from RefSeq and is a predicted model, not a curated record. The coding region runs from base 1 to 744 and encodes 247 amino acids.
AUGGAGAUAAAGAAGGACAAUGGAGGAAAGGAAGAAGGAUCUUCUGUUUUUGUCGUUGAUCCAAUUCCAGUCCGAUUUGCUGGGUUGAAUCUUCCACAUGACCCCAUCGACUCUUCCAACAACAUCAUAACUGCUUCCAACGAUCCUCUUCCUUUUACAUCCACUCGUCCUUUCGGCGCCGCUCAACGUACCUUUAGUAGUCAAGAAAUUGUAGACACUAUUUUACAAAAGACCCAAGAAUUGAAUGAAGCAUAUUCUCAAGAACUCAAAGCACUUAUGAAAGACCAAGCAAAGGACCAAGUCGAAGCAUCACAAGACAUAAUAAAUCUAUACAGCAGAUUGAGAAAGACAGUAAAAACACAACUUGAGGCUGUAAAGGACCAAAUUGUAACUGUAAAGGAUCAACUCUUGGCAAUAACACUUCAGCAAAGCCAGCAAAUGACGUUGAUGCAGCAACAUAUUUCGAAACUAACUCAGCAAAAUGAACAGAUGUUGGCGCUGAUCGGCGAAAAUCGACAAUUGAAAGCUGAAUUGACUGUGGUGAAAGAGGAAAUGAACGAAAGAAUAACCAAUAUGAGUGAUCACCUUCCGAAGGGAAUCUCAAGUCUUUUAAAGCCUAAAGAGAUUAAGAUUGAGCCACAUGAACCAACUCUAGUACCUAAUUAUCCUCGAGAACAUUCGGUAUUUGUAGCAGCUGGGUCAGGUCCAAACUCUGCUAUUGACUCCUACGAUGCACAUGUAUAG